AUGAUUUCUGAAGCCUCCUACCUCGCGGCAAAGACGCUCUCCGCGAUCUACAUCCUGACAUGUGCCGUCCGUCGCUUCCUGCCAGACCCCGCAGUCCGCCAACUUGGGCCGCUGACCCCAUAUCUGCUACCAUGGGUGGCUUUCGCCCUCGUUCCUGUGUUUUUAUAUACCAGCAACAAGCAUUUCUGGCUGAGAAGCAACCGUGUGCACAAGACUAAACCCGGAAAUGUUUAUCCUCACCGCGACCCUAUUCUUGGUGUGGACUGGAUGAUAAGUGCGUCCAAAGGUCUCAAGGCAUACAACCUUCUGGAAACCUGGGAUGGCCUGUUCGCUUCCAUUGGCAAUAGUUUCUGGCACCUGGCCUUCGGGAAGUGGAUUCUUCUAACAAACGAGCCUGAGAACUUGAAGGUGUUGCUCUCCACGCAGUUCGAAAGCUGGCCGAUUGGUGGUGUACGGCAAACGACGACAGUCAUCACGCUUGGCCCGCAUGCCAUAUUCUCCGUCAACGGGAAGGAAUGGCAGCAAGGGAGGGCAUUGAUAAAGCCGAGCUUUGUGAGGAACCAGGUUGCAGAUCUGGAAUGUCAGGAUAGGCAUGUGGAGAGGUUCCUCGCCAAGAUCCCUAGAGACGGGUCCAGUGUUGAUCUCCAAAAGCUCCUCUACUUGAUGACUAUGGACUCAGCUACCGACUUCAUGUUUGGAUAUUCGACAGAGAUGCUUCUCAACCCAACAAAGGAAACCUCGGAAUUUACUCAAGCUUUCGAUCAUGCCCUCUACGUCUCUGCGAGCCGCGCGAGGCUAGGAUGGAUAUCCUACCUCAUCCCAGACAAGAAGCUCGAUCACUCAGUUCGCACAUGUCAAAGAUUUAUCGACAGGUAUGUGGCCAAAGCCUCGGCCGACGAGAAGCUCAAGGAACGGCCAUAUCUCUUUCUUCACGAACUCCUGCAGUCUGGGGCGUCAAUGGAACACAUUCGCGAUCAGCUGCUUGCGAUUAUCAUCGGGGGGAGAGACACUAGCGCCAGCACGCUCAGUGCAUUGUUCUGGACUCUGGCGCGGCGACCGGAUAUCGUGAAGAAGAUCCAGGACGAGAUCGCCGAUUUGGAUGGACAGAAGCCGACAUGGGAAGACCUCAAAAGUUUCAGAUACGUCAACAUGGCCUUGAAAGAGACCUUGAGACUCUGGGCCCCGGUAGUCACGAAUAUGCGAUGCGCAGCCAAAGAUACAGUCCUUCCCAAGGGCGGCGGUGCCGAUGGCCAGUCGCCUCUGUUUGUCCCCAAAGGAACGGCCGUUCGAUGGAGUCUGCAUAGUCUACAUCGGCGCAAAGACAUUUUUGGCGAAGAUGCGCAUGAGUUCCGACCCGAAAGAUGGGAAACACUGAGGACUUCAUGGGAGUAUCUUCCAUUUAGUGGUGGACCUAGGACAUGCAUAGGACAGCAGUUUGCCCUAACCCAGAUGGCAUACGUGGUCGUGAGGGUCUUUCAAACUUUUGAAACUGUAGAACCGAAGGACGAGCGUCCUAUGUUGCAUACCCUGAGCACCACAACUAGCCUUUUGAACGGCUGCCAUGUGAAAUUCGAGGCUUGCUAG
Messenger RNA from Clonostachys rhizophaga, 1584 nucleotides. The record is from the annotation of a GenBank genome assembly. NCBI's taxonomy places the organism in Eukaryota, Fungi, Ascomycota, Sordariomycetes, Hypocreales, Bionectriaceae.